Cyclocybe aegerita is the source of this 609-nucleotide messenger RNA. Lineage: Eukaryota; Fungi; Basidiomycota; Agaricomycetes; Agaricales; Hemipholiotaceae. The record is from the annotation of a GenBank genome assembly.
AUGAUUCACGUUCAGAAGAAGCCAAUUGGUGGAUUUCGGGGAGGUAUUGUUGCAUUUUUGUUUGGAUUCUCAUUAGCAUCUUCAUUUGCGGCGUACCACUUGGAGGAAUACCAACAAGCAUCUACUGCGCGACAGGCUAGCGUUGAGGAGCUGAAGAUUAGCCAGAGAAGGUGUGCCAUUCCUCGUUUCUGGCGGAUAGAGGCCGUUGAGAAGGACUUGAACGCCUUGUCGGAUUCUAGGACGAUACCUCCAGGGUUCGCGCUGAGGUUAAAAAGCUCUAUGACGGACUUCAUGUCGAAUUUCUGGACCUAUGUACACACGUAUGGGGAAUUCAACAAGAUCUUCAAAAGGACUCCAAAAAGGACUCCACAGAAGUACGCAUUUGAUUAUAGACAUCUUAUAGAAGUUUUGCUGUCCUUGGCUCUGCUGGCUGUGAACGUCGUCGUCCCACUAAGUCAAGUCGUCCUCUCGAACAAAGCCUUGACGCACUCCUUUAAUUCUCCAGCUCGUGACCUAAUUGAUACGGCUUUACAAUCCAGUGCUCUCCUAUUUCUUGCAGGCUGCCAUACGGAUAUUGCCCACCCGCUGCUCCGAUCCGUGUUGUCAUGA